This is a messenger RNA of Phasianus colchicus (ring-necked pheasant), 1999 nucleotides long. Lineage: Eukaryota; Metazoa; Chordata; Aves; Galliformes; Phasianidae. The record is from RefSeq and is a predicted model, not a curated record.
GCGAACGCAGGAUCCCGGUGCGGCCAGCGCUGGGAGUUGUAGUUCCCUUCUCUCCGCCCUGCCCCCGGAGCUGCCCGCGGGGCUGCGGCUUUCUGCCUGCCCGGUGCGAGAGGGAAAGGACCGGGCACGGCUCCGGAGUGAGCUGGAAACAAAGAUGGAUAAGAUACUGGAAGCUGUGGUGAUGUCCUCAUACCCCAACAAUGUGAAACAAGGGCUUGUGAGGCGUGUCAUUGAGGCAUCAAAGCAGCCCAUGGACAGUGAGCAAUGCUGGUCCAUGCUGGAGCUGUGCACCAAGCUUUAUCUUGUGGGGGACACAAAAUAUAAAAGAGAGAUUGGGAAAGAGGUUUUGGAGGUCUAUGGCCACUACCAUCCAGAGGAAUUUGAGGAGUUCUUCAAUGUCCGCUUUCUACUGAGUCUCCUCCAGGAAGGCUAUGGGCCUCUGGGGAAGAGAAGCCAUUAUGUACUUGAUUAUAUCCAAUUAGGACUGCAGUUUGUCUUGGAAAGUCCAUCAGCAAACAGCAUUUUCAGCUUACUGAGGAUCGAGGUGCUCCGGAAAGUCUGUGAGAGGCCCAGCCCCAAGCAGUGUGCAAAGAUCAGCAAACUCUUAACGCAACAUCCUCAAUGCAUCCCCACAGGCAAACACCAGGUCCUGUUUUGUCAGCAGCUGAUACGGUGCAUUGGGCAGUUUCAGUGCGUCUCUGAGGGGGAAGAUGACAUCAUGGAGUUUUUGGAGCAGGUGAACAAGGUGAGCGGUCUGCUGCAGAGGAUCUGGAGGACUCAGACCUCGGCCAUCCUGCCCUCGCUGAAGGAGCUGUUCACUAUCAUUUCUUCAACAGAGGAGCAGGAGGUGCCAUCCAAUGCCUUAGCCAGCGUGGUCCAAUUUGUCCCUCUGGAGCUCAUGGAUGGUGUCAUAAGAAACCUAACCAAUGAUGACAGCAUCACUGAUGUGCAAAUGAUGAUGGCCAUUGGCAGGAUGAUCGACUGGGUGUCAUGGCCCCUGGGAAAGAACAUAGACAAGUGGAUCAUUGCUCUGCUGAAGGGUUUGGCUGCAGUGAAAAAGUUCAGCAUCUUGAUUGAAGUUACUCUUUCAAAAAUUGAAAAGGUCUUCUCCAAGCUGCUGUACCCCAUUGUGAGAGAGGGGGCUUUGUCUGUCCUACAGUACAUGCUCUUGAGCUUCCAGCAUUCCCAUGAAGCAUUUCACUUGCUGCUCCCUCACAUCCCCAGGCUGGUGACCUCACUGAAGAAGGAGGACUCCAACUCUGCCACCAGCUCCCUGGAGCAGCUGGCUGAGCUCAUCCACUGCAUGUUCUUCCGCUUCUCAGGAUAUCCAGAUCUCUAUGAACCAGUGUUGGAAGCUAUAAAACGACCUGCCAUCUCACCUGAGAGCUUCCUCUCUGCCUCCUGGCCACCCUGGUUUACCCCUGGUGCUCAGCAGGACUGCUCGGAGUAUCUCAAGUACCUCCUAGAUCGGUAUGUGGCAAGCACUCCAAUUUUGGAGCUCAGACAUGUUACAGAUAAAAUAAAAGACAAAAGAAAAGCAGCUGAUGUCACCUACCUGGACUUUUGCAAAGCAUUUGACACUGUCCUGCGUGACAUCAUGGUCACCAAGUUGGAGAAAAAUGGAUCUGAAGGACGGACCGCUCGCUGGAUAAGGAGUUGGCUGGAUGGCCCCACUCAGAGAGUAGCAGUCAGCUGCUCAAAGUCCAUGUGGAGACCGGUGAUGAGUGGUGUUCCUCAGGAAUUGGUGCUGGGACCAUCGUUGUUUAACAUCUUUGUAGACAACGUGGGCAGUGGGGCGGAGUGCACCCUCAGCAAGUUUGCAGACAACACCAAGCCGAGUGGUGUAGCUGACACGCUAGAGGAAAGGGAUGCUCUCCAAAGGGAGCUGGACAGGCUUGAGAGGUGGGUCCAUGCCAACCUCGUGGAGCUCAGCAAGGCCAAGUGCAAGGUCCUGUACCUGGCCAUUGUAUCAGCAUUGCUUAUUUUGUUUCACAGCUGA